This is a messenger RNA of Botrytis cinerea B05.10, 1880 nucleotides long. RefSeq lists its product as hypothetical. Lineage: Eukaryota; Fungi; Ascomycota; Leotiomycetes; Helotiales; Sclerotiniaceae. The record is from RefSeq and is a predicted model, not a curated record. The coding region runs from base 141 to 1526 and encodes 461 amino acids. The transcript has 3 exons.
GCUCGAACAACUUUGUUCUCCUGCCAGGCUUCUUUUUUCUUUUAGCUUUUUGUAAUGUUGAAUUGAGAAAGAAAUCUUUCGGAGUCUGAAGUUGGAGUUUGAAUCAUUAUCUACCAAGGAGAAAAUCUCAACAAUAAACUAUGAUUAUCUCUACACAAAGCAAAUUACAGGAUCGAAAGAUCACACCGCCAGGCUAUUUGAUGGCCAGUCUAGUUGAAGGCAGAGGAGGCAUUGGUUCUGGAAUGGCUGCCACAGCUGUUCUAGAUCGUCAAGCCUUGACUGAUAAUGAUGUCAAAUCUGGGGCUACACAAAACAAGUUCGAAACGAAAUAUACUGCUGUCACUCCAACCAACCUAGUCAACUCCAAUUCUGGGUACAACACUGACAAUGACCGCACUCCCUCUGGACAAGAGAAAGUUGAAGCAGCUUGGUAUAGUCCUGAGAUGUUCAACUUCUUCGAAAUACAAAUUUAUCGAAAUCACCCACUCAGUGCCAUAGAUUCGACAGUUCCGGCUGAUUCAUUUAUUUCAUUUACACUUUUGCCCAUCGAAUUACAAAGAAAGACUUGGUUCUAUGCUUUGCCCCCACCAGACAGCAAUAUCUGGGCUCAGGUCAAGGUGGAAUAUUACAACCAUGAUUCCAGGCCUAGAAUUUGGAUUGAUCAUGAUUACUCACCAUUCGGUUCCACUGCAUUGCCAUUUCCAUAUGCUCUACAAUCUGUAUGCCGCACAGCAAGAGAGAUGUUCUUGGAGCACUAUAGUCAGUUAAAAUUCGACGGCAUCAAUAAGAAAAUCAGUGAUCCGGGUGACGAUGAAUACCGAAAGGUGACAUUGAUAACAAACCCUGGCAUAUGGCUUGAUAGGGAAGUGGACACUUUACACCUCACAAACAUAUAUGAGCUUCCAGGAUAUAAGGAAAACGGUAAAGUUUCUUUGAACUUGACAGGGCUGAAAUUCUUGACUAUAGAUGUGAUGAAUAUAACAUGGAUGGGUGAGAUAAUGGGAGAUUCGGACCUAUUCUGGACAGCAUUGGAAGGCUUUUGUCCUGGACUUCAACGACUCACCGUCGUAAUCAAUGAUAUCCAUGAAUUCCCGCGUGUUCAUUCGUUUGAUGAAAUUUCCUCCCAACACCUAUUUCAGGACUUUAAUGAGGAGUUUAAUGAUAGAUUACGACACUGUCAGUGGAUUGAGCCGCGCACUGAUCGGACUAGCCUCGGGUUUGUUAUACAGAGAAAUCGCGACUUGUGUGAGAUUGAUUUUCCGAAGGCAAUGCAGUUGAACAUGGAUUAUUGGAGAAAGAUUGACAUCAGGCCAGUAUGGAUAGCUUGUAUUACUCCAUUUUAUGUCGACAGUCUUAGCGGGGAGGUGUUUCCCGGCCCCUUUGUGGUGGUUCGAACAAGUUACGACCUAGAGGUUUUUAUACCAUGUAAUGAGGAUGGAUCAUUCCUGGAUGAAUAUGACCAUAUUAAGGAGCUUUUCGACGAGGGAGACCAGGAAGAAUGUCUUAUUGUAAUUGACAAUGACUAGAGUCCUUAUGUUAGGGUUGGAGGAGUAGCAUUUUCGCAUGAAAGCUGGAGGGGAUCUAGAAUAUUUUCAAGACGCUAUUGCUCUCUUUGCGACGUUCGAUAUUCAAGAUUACCGAGCUCCAGUGCUCCCACAUUUUCAUAUGGAUAUUUGAGAAUCCCAAGAUUAUUUGGACUUAUGCACUUUUUGGCAGGGAAAUUUAGCUUUCUGGGGCGGAUGUCAAAGUGUUAACAUGUAUUAUCUUGCUCUAAUUCUGCGAUAGGUGAUAAUGAUCAGAAUGGAGAAUGGAGAUUGAUUGAGAGAUGGACCUCUAGGUAGCCUAACCUCAGUCAUAUUAGCUACAGAAUAAUGAAUGCA